Messenger RNA from Sesamum indicum (sesame), 1774 nucleotides. RefSeq names its product pentatricopeptide repeat-containing protein At1g08070, chloroplastic-like. NCBI's taxonomy places the organism in Eukaryota, Viridiplantae, Streptophyta, Magnoliopsida, Lamiales, Pedaliaceae. Gene Ontology annotation, molecular function: RNA binding; zinc ion binding; protein binding. Gene Ontology annotation, biological process: RNA modification. The record is from RefSeq and is a predicted model, not a curated record.
GUUGCCGUUACAAAAAAUUAUAACCAAAAUCAGAUUUGUUCGAAUCGAACCAAUUACAAAAAAUAUGUAAUACAAUUGCCAUAUAAUUGGUCACUUUUGCUCAACUAUACACCAAUUCGGUUAUCCAUAAUGCCAAAUGACAGUGAAUGGAAGGCAGAGAUGAUUCUGGGAAGUUGUAAAGAUUGCUGCUUUUGUGAAAGCAUAAUCAUAUAUUUUACAUUUACAGUUUUGGAAAUUACAGUCAAAUAUAGAGAAGUGGAAAUUGACAAUGAUUGAUUUGUUUAGGGUUCUUGUUAUUAUGUUUGCAUGCUACUUUUUUUACAAAUAGCUGAAAGUCGAAAACUGGUUUAUUGGAGAGCAAAAAAUGGUGUAUGCUCUGAUAGCUUUUUCCUCACAAUUCUUGACGAGAAAAGAUUCCAUUGCUGACUUCCAAGAGAACCCGAAAACCUUGAUUCUCGAACGAUGCAAGACCAGCAAAGAGCUAAACCAAGUGCAUGCCCACCUGAUCAAGACCCGGCGUCUCCACCACCCGGCGGUAGCGGAGCCCCUCCUCGAGUCGGCCGCGCUCGUUCUCCCCGACCCCGCCAUUGACUAUGCUGUCUCCAUCUUUCGUAAACUGGAAAAUCUCGACUCGUCGGCCUAUAAUGUUAUGAUAAGGGGGUUUAACAAGAGACAAUCCCCCGAAAAAUCCCUUCUUUUGUUCAGGCAAAUGGUUGAACACUCGGUGCGACCAGAUGAGUUCACAUUCCCCAGCGUUUUGAAAGCGUGUUCGAAGCUAAGGGCGUUGAGGGAAGGCGAACAAAUUCACGCCCACAUUGUGAAGUUGAUAGACGGGUUUGGAUGUAAAGAGUUUGUUGAGAAUUCUUUAGUUUAUAUGUAUGCUUGCUGCGACAGACUUGAAUUGGCGCGCCAAGUAUUUGAUGGGAUGUCUGAAAGAAGUCCCGUUGCCUGGAAAUCGAUGUUUGCAGGUUAUGUUAGGUGUGGUUAUUGGGCAGAGGUAGUGUCGCUGUUUCAGAACAUGUUGAAAAUGGGCGUUGAGUUUAAUGAAGUGACAUUGAUCACUGUUCUGACAGCUUGUGGAAAGCUUGGUGAUUUGGAGUUGGGGAACUGGAUUUAUGAGUAUGUAGUUGCGAAUGAACUCAUGGGACAUGAUAACUUGAUUACUUCUCUCGUUGAUAUGUAUGCUAAGUGUGGUUGUGUGGACACUGCGAGGAGUUUAUUCGAUAAUAUGUCUACUAGAGAUGUCGUUGCAUGGAGCGCCAUGAUCUCCGGUUAUAGCCAGUCGAAUCGAUGUAAGGAGGCACUUGCUCUCUUCCAUGACAUGCAAAAGGCAAAUGUGGAACCAAAUGAGGUAACAAUGGUUAGUGUGCUCUCUGCUUGUGCUUUUCUUGGAGCUUUACAAACUGGAAAAUGGGUCCAUUCUUACAUAAAAAAGAAGAAUCUGAAGCUUACUAUCAAUCUUGGAACCACUCUUGUUGAUUUCUAUGCAAAAUGUGGGUGUCCUGAUAGAGCUAUUGAAGUAUUCAAAGAGGCGCGUUACAAGAACGUCUGGACAUGGACAGCACUAAUUCAAGGUCUUGCAAUUAAUGGACGAGGAAAACAUGCCCUAGAAUUCUUCAAUAUGAUGCGGAAAGAAAAAGUUGAACCAAAUGAUGUGACUUUCAUUAGUGUUCUUGGCGCUUGCAGCCAUGCAGGUUUGGUUGAUGAAGGGCGGGGUUAUUUCGUUAGUAUGAGUCGAGAUUUUGGCAUUGAGCCGAGAAUUGAGCACUACGGU